AAUUCUUCCGAGAGCCACAAUUGUGCCAAAAGCAUCUUGACCUCAGACAGACUGCAGAUAGUUGUGACCCUUUCAGGGUUCUUUAAUGAAACCUGGGAGGCAGCCAACUGUGCAAAUUGUUUAAAGAACAACAGCGAGGGAUUGUCAAAUUCUACUGUGGAAUUCCUGGAUUUAUUCAAUAAAUCUCUGACAUGUUUUGAACAUAACCUUCAGGGACAAAUGGUCUAUCUGUCACCAAAUAACUACACAGAAGUAUGUAAAAACUGCAAUGAAACCUACAGAAUGUUGAACGACCUGUACAACAACUUGCAGAGGAUGAACAGGCAAGGUGGGGAGUCUGGGCACUCUGCACACUUGUGCAUCGACGUGGAAGAUGCUAUGAACAUCACCCGGAAGCUUUGGAGCAGGACUUUCAACUGCUCUGUUCCCUGCAGUGACACAGUCCCAGUGAUUGCAGUUUCAUCCUUUAUUCUCUUCCUCCCUGUUGUUUUUUACCUCAGUAGCUUCCUCCACUCCAAGCAGAAGAAACGGAUCCUGAUUUUACCCAAACGCAUCCAGUCAAAUGCCAGUCUUGUGAACAUCCAAGAAAAAUACAGCUGAGCUGCAAAACAAAACCUGAGAACUGCUGCUGGUUCCACAGUGGGUGCAAUUGUGUUGGAAUGAGGCCGGCACAAAAGAGGAGUUAAUUAUGGUUUAGUGUAAUGAUACAGAGCAACACAAGUUAAACAAAAUGCUGUCUGACUUCUAAGCAAGGAUAUUAACAAGCAUGACAAGGCAGGGCUGUGGGACACUGUGUGGACUCUGGUUUUGGGGAAAAAAAAAACAGUGUUUUUUC
Molecule: messenger RNA, 835 nt
Organism: Chaetura pelagica (chimney swift)
Lineage: Eukaryota; Metazoa; Chordata; Aves; Apodiformes; Apodidae
Gene: OSTM1
Product: osteopetrosis associated transmembrane protein 1
Exons: 5
Cellular component (GO): cytosol
Source: RefSeq, a predicted model, not a curated record